AUGUUUGUCCAGGUUUAUUCGGGAACGGCCUGCUGGAUGCCGAGGCUUCCGUCUCCAUAGCAACGCUCACGGUUAACGGCACUGACCCGGUGACGGCCGGAAACGGAUCGGUCCCGACACACACUCCUCCUCACUGGAUGCCUCGCACCGACAGCUCUUCAUCAUCAUCAUCCUCAUCCUCCUCUUCAUCAGUGGGUCCCACUGCUGUGGUCUCGCCUGAUUGGUGGACAUCCGUCUCCACGGCGACAAGCAUGAGCACAGAGACUGGUUCCUGCUCUGACAUCACAGAGAGCCAGUGUCACAUGCUGCCGUAUAAUCAGAGUGGCCUGUUGCCGGGGGUGACGGUCGUCAAGAGCAACGAGAUCCAGAUGUUCCUGAAGUUUUUCAUCUAUCUGAGUCGGCUGUCCUGCUACAGACACAUCAUGCUGUUCGGAUGCUCCAUCGCCCUCCCACAAUGCAUCAGCCACAGAGAUCACAGGACACUGGUGCUGCCGUGUCAGUCGUUCUGUGAAGCGGCUCGUGAAGGCUGUGAGCCCGUCCUGCAGAUGUUCAACGCCUCCUGGCCGGAGUUCCUGCGCUGCUCUCAGUUCACCAACACCACGGGCACCGGCGCUGAAAACACACCGCUCUGUUACACGCCACGACAGGCCAGGGGAAAGCUCUCUGUGUGUGGAGGAAGCCAUCACUUUCUGUGUGCGACGGGAAUAUGUGUCCCUCUCAAACUAGUGUGCAACGGAUACAACGACUGCGACGACUGGAGCGACGAGGCCAAUUGCACUUGUGCAGAUGGACAGCAUGUGUGUGCGACCGGUCGCUGUGUCAGCUCUGAUCUUCUGUGCGAUGGCUACGAUGACUGCGGCGAUCUGAGCGAUGAGCAAAACUGUGUGUGUGAUUCGGCUGAAGAGCAUCGCUGUGGAGAAGGACGAUGUGUUCCUCGAGACUGGCUCUGUGACGGAGACCACGACUGCCUGGACAAGAGCGACGAGAUGAACUGCUCAUGUAAGUCCCAGGGUCUAGUGGAGUGCAGGAACAAGCAGUGCAUUCCCAGUGCCUUUCGCUGCGAUGGUGAAGAGGACUGUAAAGAUGGCAGUGAUGAAGAAAACUGCACACAACAACAGAGCGUCUGCGAGCCCAUCUCUGUGGAGAUCUGCAUGAACCUGCCCUAUAACUCCACCAGGUUCCCCAACUAUCUGGGCCACCAGUCCCAGAAGGAGACGUCGCUGAGCUGGGAGUCCUCGCUGUUCCCCGCGCUCGUGCAGACGCACUGCUACAAGUUCCUCAUGUUCUUCGCAUGCACAGUGUUAGUGCCGAUGUGUGACCCUGUGACACAGCAGAGAGUGCCGCCCUGCAGGUCUCUCUGUAGGAACUCAAAGGAACACUGUGAGUUAGUGCUAGGCAUUGUGGGAUUGCAGUGGCCUGAGGACACAGACUGUGCUCAGUUUCCAGAGGAAGGCCAAGCGAACACUUCCUGUUUGCUUCCGGACCCGGAUGUGAACGAGUGCUCUCCCAGUCACUUCAAGUGUCGCUCGGGAAGAUGCGUGCUCUCAUCCAAACGCUGUGAUGGACACACAGACUGUGAUGACGACAGCGACGAGGAAACAUGCGGCUGUGUGGAGCGGGGCUUGUGGGAAUGUCCCGGAGACAAAACCUGUAUCAGUCACAACAUGAUCUGUGACGGGUUCCCUGACUGCAGCCAACAGGAGGACGAGAAGAACUGCUCUGCGUGCAGCAGUCAUGAGCUGGAGUGCAAUAAUCAUCAGUGUGUCCAGCGGUCGCUGUGGUGUGACGGCAGGAGACACUGCUCCGACAGCUCAGACGAGUGGGACUGCGUGUCUCUGUCUGACGAGGGCCUGGUGCUGGUGUAUAAGGCUGGGCUGGAGUACCAGGUGUGUGCGGAUGGAUGGAGCUCUAACCUCAGCAGCCUCACAUGCACACAGAUGGGUUUAGGUUCUCCUGUCUCCUCAGAUGCCGUGUUGGAUGUGUCUUCUUCUGCGGGACGGAGGCGCUGGCUGCACGUCGACCCAGAAUCGAGUCCGCAGAAUAUAAUUCCUCUACAGGGCCGGCUGGAAAAACGAGGGUGUGUGAGUGAGUGAG
This is a messenger RNA of Rhinichthys klamathensis goyatoka, 2094 nucleotides long. RefSeq names its product corin, serine peptidase (gene corin). Lineage: Eukaryota; Metazoa; Chordata; Actinopteri; Cypriniformes; Leuciscidae. The transcript has 14 exons. The coding region runs from base 138 to 2093 and encodes 651 amino acids. The record is from RefSeq and is a predicted model, not a curated record. Gene Ontology annotation, cellular component: plasma membrane. Gene Ontology annotation, molecular function: protein binding.